UAUCUCCCCUCAAUACACUACUGAAAUAUGGCUUCCGGUCCAAACAAAAUACCCCGAAAUUAAUAUUUGCAGGUUUAGUUGAUAACCAUGCAGGAAGUAAAGUGGAAAGAAUCUCGAUACAAAGAAUCCUUAUCUACAGCAUUAUAUAAAUUACAACAAGCAGAUUGUUUGUGUGACAUAUGGAUCUGUACCAAAACAAGAAUGGUACCAGUUCACAGACUGAUGUUAGAAGCAUUCACUGGUCCCCUUUGUAAUACCAGUGUAAAAGAUGGAACCAGUCCUAUCAGUAACUUUAUAGAUAUUUGUAGUAGAUUUGCUCGUUCCAUCGUACUGAUACUUGUACGAUACUUGUACACUGGGGAAGUAAUAAUUGAUGUGGAGUUGAUCAGUGAAUUUAUUAAACUCUGUAAGUUGCUUCAUUUAGACAGUGUUGUUUUAGGGAUGGAAACUGAAAUGGAAUUUUUGAACAAGAAUGUAAAACAGGAAGUGACAUAUCUUGAUAAUAAUUCAGGUUUUUGUCCUGAAAGGACUUCACAGCCUCCAGUUCCUGUCUCUCUUAUUACCAACAAAAACAAUGAGUCUGAAACUUUUGAAGAUUCUUUCAUACAGCAAAAUUCUGACUUUAUAGAAGAAGUGAAAAAAGAAAUUACUGGUGAUUUUGGUACCUUGAAUGUUAGAUUGGGAUCCAGUUCACCAUGUGAAAACAAUAAAAGAGGUCAAGAAAGGGAGAAGCACAAUGAAAACCAAAAUGAAACCAUUUCAGUUGAAGGAUCAAUUGAUAUAGAUGAUGACAAUGAAAAUGCAAGCCCUCAAAAAAGGCAAAGACUAUCAGAAAAUAACCAAAGUGUGGUUGAUAUUGAAACUGAAAAAAGGCUUUAUAAGUUAGUCUGUAAAAUGACUUCUGAUGAUGAAAGUAACAUAAUGGAAAAAAGAACAUGCUCAAAAUGUAAUAAAGUUUUAGAGAUAACCAAAUAUUUGAAACAUAUGAAAAAUGAACAUAGUCUUUUUGCUUGUCCUAUGUGUGACUGGAUUGGACAUCAAAUUGGUCAUCUAUCUGAUCAUAUGCAUAGCCAGCACAAAGUUGUGAUCUCAUCAAAAAAAACCUGUGGCAUUAAGACUGUAGAAACGUCUGAAGAAAGUGAACUAAUGUAUAUAACACAAGCAGAACCUUUCCAACAACACAUCCAGCUAUCCGACAGUGACGAACUUGACCAGUCAAGUAUCAUAUCCAAUUUGCGGAAACCUCACGAAAGAAAUGAUUCCAACACAGAAAAAUUGCCCACAAGUCAAAGGACCGCUUUAUCAAAAAGUAUCAAAGAACUAUGGCAAACUGAAAUCAACAGUGACCAAACUUCUGUUGUAAUGGAAGGAAUAAGACAAUCAUGUACAAGUAGGAUUCCAAAUCAAGCAACAACAUCUGAAAAUUUAGACUUCGAUAUUUUAGAUCCACAACCGUUAGAAAAUUUAGAACAAAUUCUAGAAAUUGCAAACAGUUUACCCUCAUUACCAGAAAUUCAACAGGAUGUAAUGUCAAUUACUGACACGAAGGACCAUUUGAACACUACCAAAGAUUUGUCAAAGGAGGGUAAAAACAUGGACGAAAGAGUAAAGUGUAAACUUUGUGAUAUAAUUGUAGGUAAACGCUCCUUGCGACGUCAUGAGCGUACUCAUGGUCAUCAUUUGAAGUGUCCAUCUUGUUCUGCUAAAUUUACAGAACCAUGGGCAUUGAAAAAUCAUAUUUUACGUCAUUCGGAACCUUAUGUUUGUGAUACCUGUGGUAAAACUUUUAUGUCCAGUUCAGGAUUACAUGUGCAUAUGAGAAGGCACGACGGAAAUCAACGUUUUGUGUGCCAUGAGUGUGGAAAAAGCUUCAGUACACAUAUGCAUUAUCAAGGGCACAUAAAUAGUGUGCAUUUGAACAAACGUGACCACAUUUGUGAACAUUGUAAUAAAGGGUUUUCAUAUAAAACUUCCUUAGACAGACAUAAAAGGGAAUGCAAGUUUUCACCUGAAGAAAAUAGAGAAGAAUAUAGUUGUGAAUACUGUGGUACAAAGACAAAAAGCUUACGUUUCCUGCAAGAGCAUAUAAAGGGGAAACAUAAGAAACAACAGAUUAUUUGUCAUUGUGGAAAAAUCUUUGCAUGGACUAGGUCUUAUAAACGUCAUCAGAAAUCUUGUUUGAUAAAGUGAAGGACUACUGUUAUAAAAACAUUCUCUAACAUUUUGUGAAAUACAGGAAAGGAAGAUGUCUUAUAAAUGUCAUUAACUAUUUUGUUUUACAAAGAAAUGGACU
Messenger RNA from Mytilus trossulus (common blue mussel), 2293 nucleotides. RefSeq names its product zinc finger protein ZIPIC-like. Gene Ontology annotation, cellular component: nucleus. Gene Ontology annotation, molecular function: protein binding; DNA-binding transcription factor activity, RNA polymerase II-specific. The record is from RefSeq and is a predicted model, not a curated record. NCBI's taxonomy places the organism in Eukaryota, Metazoa, Mollusca, Bivalvia, Mytilida, Mytilidae. The transcript is spliced from 5 exons. The coding region runs from base 88 to 2190 and encodes 700 amino acids. Gene Ontology annotation, biological process: regulation of transcription by RNA polymerase II.